Messenger RNA from Rotaria socialis, 2118 nucleotides. The record is from the annotation of a GenBank genome assembly. Lineage: Eukaryota; Metazoa; Rotifera; Eurotatoria; Philodinida; Philodinidae.
AUGUUAUCAAAGAAACGUAAUCAACAUUCAUCGUCGAUUAGUAUACGUUCAUCAUUAAAACACACAACUAAUAAUGAUUCAUCAAUGACAUUAACAAAAGAACAAUCUUCAAUAGUAACAAUUCCGAUGUCAUCUACAACAACUACAUCUAUCCAAGUCACAAAUCAAAAAUCUCCAAAUUCGAAAACAACUUCAAACAAUGGCAAUGCCAGCCUACGUCGACGCCUUCGUAAUCUACUUCGUUUUACAAUUAGUCGUCCAUCAACGGCAGCAGCUCGUUCUGCACACCAACAGAAUACAUCUACAACAAAUAAUUCGUGUCAAUCUUCGAAACAACAAAUUUAUACAUUAACAUCCUCACCACCACCUAUAAACGAUAAAAACUCAAUAAUUUCAUCGUCAAAUAUACUCAAAGAUGAAUUUAUCGAAUCGAUUGUUGCAUCUGCAAAUGAACAUGUUAUUAAUAUAAUUCCAUCGACAACAACCACCACUUCAAAUGAUCAACUAUUAGAAACAUGUGUAUUAUGUUAUCAUGAAUUUACUUCAGAACAAUUCGAACAGUUAACAUUAUGUUCACAUUCAUACUGUCGAACAUGUCUAAGAAGUUACUUAAGAUUAGAGAUUACUGAAGGUCGUAUAACACUAAAUUGUCCACAAAACGAUUGUCCUGAACGUAUACAUCCAUGUGAUAUAUCACGAAUACUAGAGAAUAAUCCAGAUCUUAUAUCUAAAUAUGAACAAUUCAUGGUUCGCCGUGUUUUACAAUCUAUAACUGAUACACGUUGGUGUCCAGCACCUGAUUGCGGUUUUGCUCUUAUAGCUUCAGGCUAUGCAUCAUGUCCAGAAAUUCAAUGUUUACGACCUGGUUGCAAUACAUCAUUUUGUUAUCAUUGUAAAGCAGCAUGGCAUCCAAAUAAAACAUGUGAAGAUGCAGCACGCGAAAAAACAUCAUCAAAAAUUCGUUCAGGCUCAUUUAUUAGUCUUGCUUCUGCUCAACAAAAAGAUGAAAUAAAACAGUGUCCACGAUGUCAAGCUUCGAUAGUUAAAAUGGAUGAUGGCUCUUGUAAUCAUAUGACUUGUCCUAUAUGUGAAGCUGAAUUUUGUUGGUUAUGUGGUCGUGAAAUAUCUGAUUUACAUUAUCUUAGUCCAUCAGGUUGUACAUUUUGGGGUAAAAAACAAUGGAGUAGAAAAAAAGUUAUUCUCUGGCAAGUGGCUACAUUAAUUGGUGCACCGGUUAUAAUAGCAUUGAUAGCUGGUGUUGCUGUACCUGGGGUUGUUAUUGGUGUACCGAUAUGGGCUGGUAGAAGAAUAUUUAAGAAAUUUAAUAAUCCACCUAAUAGUAAAGCAAAAAGAAACGUUCUUUGUACAUUGGGCGUUGUAGGAAGUAUAGCAGCUUCACCGAUCAUCGCUACGCUUGCUAUUGGAAUUGGAGUUCCUAUUCUAUUAGCUUAUGUUUAUGGAGUGAUACCAAUAUCAUUAUGCCGAACGGGUGGUUGUGGUGUUGGAACUCGAAAUAAUAUAUUAGAUGGUGAUAAUCAUAAUAUCGACAAUUUCUUACCAUUUUCUUUGCGUGAAGUUGCUAUUGCAAGAGCUUUUCUUAAUGAUACACAAAGUGUGAUGACACAUCCAACUAUUGGUGGUGAUUCAGCUAGUUUAUCGAAUAGUGUUGCACACCUUGUAGACGAUCGAAGUAAUGAAAGUACAAAAGCAUUACCAGGCACAGGUGCCAUAUCACUUUGUGAAAGUUUACCCACAUCAAAUCGUCUCGAAGUUCAAGCCGAAGUUAGUGAUUGUAAAAGCUUUGAUAUUGAAAGUAUCACAAUCAGUGAAAAAUCUUCGAAAACAAUGGACAGUCUUAAAGCAUUAGCUGGCUCAAUAAAAGAUGCAUGUACUACGGUGCCUUGUGCUGAAUAUACCAAUGAUAAUAUUUCUAACCAUACACAUGGAGAUUCUACUGGUCGUAAAUCAAGUCUAUUGAGUAGUGCAUCUGAUUAUGCGCGUUCAAUUAGUAUCGAACAACAGCAGCCACAUCAUUCGAAUGUGACUCGAGCUGGUUCACCAUAUAACGAUAAAACAGUGUCAUUUUUUGAUGAACGUGUUAAAGCAAAAUCGAAAUGA